GGCCUGUGGAAAGAGCUUCACUUGUAAGCAGAGCCUCACUAUGCACCAAAGAAUCCACACUGGGGAGAAACCAUAUAAAUGCUCAGACUGUGGCAAGAGCUUCAUUCAGAAGGGACAACUCACUUCCCAUGAAAGGACCCACACAGGUGAGAAACCAUAUAAAUGCUCAGAGUGUGGAAAGAGUUUCAGGAAGAAGACCAGCCUUACUAACCAUCACAGAAUCCAUACAGGGGACAAACCAUAUAGAUGCUCUGAGUGUGGAAAGAGCUUUAGUCAUAAAGAGAGCCUUACUUCCCAUCAAAGAGUCCACACUGGGGAGAAACCAUACAAAUGCUUUGACUGUGGAAAGAGCUUCACUCAUAAGGAGACACUAACUUACCAUCAAAGAACCCACACAGGGGAGAAACCAUAUAAAUGCUCAGAGUGUGGAAAGAGCUUCAGUUGCAGUUCACGCCUUACUUACCAUCGAAGAACCCACACAGGGGAAAAACCAUAUAAAUGUUUAGAGUGUGGAAGGAGUUUCACCCAGAAGGACAAACUUAAUUCCCACCAAAGAAUCCACACUGGGGAGAAACCAUAUAAAUGCUCAGAGUGUGAAAAGAGCUUCAGUCAUAAUUCAAGCCUUGUUUCUCAUCAAAGAAUCCACACAGGAGAGAAACCAUAUAAAUGCUCAGAGUGUGGGAAAAGCUUCAGUCAGAAGGACAGCCUCACUUCCCAUCAAAGAAUUCACACAGGGGAGAAACCAUACAAAUGCUCAGCGUGUGGAAAAUGCUACAUUGACAACUCACGGCUAACUUCCCAUCAAAGAAUCCACACUGGGGAAAAGCCGUAUAAAUGCUCAGAGUGUGGGAAAAGCUUCAGUCAGAAGGACAGCCUCACUUCCCAUCAAAGAAUUCACACAGGGGAGAAACCAUACCCAUGCUCAGCAUGUGGAAAGAAAUUCCGUCAGAGCUCACACCUUACUUCUCAUCAAAGAAUCCAUGCAGGGGAGAAACCAUAUCAGUGCUCAGCUUAUGGAAAGUCCCUUGAAGUCUUUGAGACACUAACGUUUUUGACGUGUCCUACAGUUUUACCAGAACAAAGUGACUGAGAUCCCCCAGCAGAAGACAUGUGACUGCACAGCCC
Gekko japonicus is the source of this 1125-nucleotide messenger RNA. RefSeq names its product zinc finger protein 135-like. Bases 41 to 1090 code for a protein of 349 amino acids. The transcript is spliced from 3 exons. The record is from RefSeq and is a predicted model, not a curated record. Gene Ontology annotation, biological process: regulation of transcription by RNA polymerase II. NCBI's taxonomy places the organism in Eukaryota, Metazoa, Chordata, Lepidosauria, Squamata, Gekkonidae. Gene Ontology annotation, molecular function: DNA-binding transcription factor activity; RNA polymerase II cis-regulatory region sequence-specific DNA binding.